UCGGGAUUGUUAGCACAUAGAGGAAACUGUCGAAAGUCCACAAAAUGUUUAAACAUGUCUUUCUGACAGGACCUCCCGGUGUUGGGAAAACAACGUUGGUCCAGAAAGCAUGUGAAGCCCUGACCUCCGCUGGUGUGGCCAUUGAUGGGUUUUACACUGAAGAGGUCAGAGGAGGAGGGAGGAGAGUCGGAUUCGACGUGGUCACUGUGUCGGGGAAGAGGGGGAUCUUAUCCAGAGUCGGAGAAUCCUCUGCCAGCUCUGCUGGAAGACGUGAGCCCAGGGUGGGGCAGUAUGUUGUCGAUCUACCGUCUUUCGAAAACCUGGCUCUUCCCCUCUUCAGAAAUGUGGGCACUGGGGUUGAAGGUGGAAAGAGGGCUGUAUUUGUCAUUGACGAGAUUGGGAAGAUGGAACUCUUCAGCCAGGCCUUUAUUCGGGCAGUGAGGCAGACCCUGGACAGUUCUACCUGCUCCAUCCUGGGUACCAUUCCUAUCCCUAAGGGCAAGCCCCUGGGCCUGGUGGAGGAGGUACGCAACAGGAGGGAUGUGAAGGUGUUCACUGUUUCCAAGGACAACAGGGACAUGAUUCUCCAAGACAUCGUGUCAGCUCUGCAAGAGUGCAUAAAGUAAAAUAGCUUGAGAAGGAGGGGAAACAAGACCAACAGGUGUGCAGUUAGAAUCAAAUAAUGGGUGCGCGUUUCAAACUGCCUCUCCCUGGAGGACGAUGAAAAAUGUUUGCCUGAUAGAGGAAUGAUAAUAUAUCUGUGAAGUGUCGGGUAUGACCUGAGAUUCAACUUAGGAAUUUUUCUUCAUCUAAUUUGUAGCUACAGUUGAGGCACCCUCUCACGCUCUUGAGAACUGCAGAC
Messenger RNA from Megalops cyprinoides (Indo-Pacific tarpon), 862 nucleotides. It is a transcript of the gene ntpcr, whose product is annotated as nucleoside-triphosphatase, cancer-related. The coding region runs from base 45 to 626 and encodes 193 amino acids. The transcript has 6 exons. The record is from RefSeq and is a predicted model, not a curated record. Gene Ontology annotation, molecular function: ATP hydrolysis activity. NCBI's taxonomy places the organism in Eukaryota, Metazoa, Chordata, Actinopteri, Elopiformes, Megalopidae.